AUGGGCUGCUAUCAAGUGGCAUUGUUUGUGGCUUUGGCGCUUAUUUUGCAGCGUCACCAACUUCUAGCAGAUAACUGCAAUAAUAGAAAAACAUUUAUACAAAUUAGGGUUCCACAACGCACUGUGUUCUCUUUUAGGUAUCCUAAAGAAAUAAAUACUGUGCAGUUAGUACCAUUUCCUAAUAAUCCAUCUAGAUCUGAAUGCAUAAAAUGUCAAGGGACAACUUGCAAUAAAUGUACAUAUACAAAGAGCGCUAAACAUUCUUCAACAACAAAUGUAAGGAAAACAAACAUUAUCAUUGAUAUAAGGGGAACAAGAAAAAUUAAUGAUACUACUAGUGAAACUACCAGUAAAAAUUACAACAAUACAUCAGAAACUGUAGAUGGUACUAUUGUUGGAAUAUAUGACAAAACAUGGGCAGCCAGCAAAAGUGGUGCAACCGCAAACACUGGAGAAAAAGGGAAUUCCUCUGCUGCAAUAGCAGCUGGUAGUACACUAUCGCAAAGUGAUAUAUUGGCUGCACUUAAUGAAGAAGAAAUCAAUAAAUCUAAUGGUGAGCAAAGUCAUGUAGAGGAUAUAUUCGUUAUUAGCGAAGAUGGCUCGGCAGCAAACGCAAGCAGUAGUUCAAUCGCAACUAAAGGUGACUCUGCAAACGAUGGAAAAGAAGCCAGUGGUACGCAACCUUCUAAUGGUAUGAAACCAGGAGAACCCAAACAAGAUUCCUCUGAUAAUGUUCCAGCAGUAUCUCCAUCUCCACCAGAUGUACCAAACUAUCCAAGUAGCGGAGGAAAUCCAGCUUUAAAACAACCGUCUGCUGGUAAAAAUAUAAAUAAGAACCCAAAAGAUGAGUCAAGUAAAGACAAGCCAAAUGGAUUAUCUGAUUCAAAAAAACCUGAAUCUGAUAGUGCGAAAAAUAAGCCAGAUUCCACAGCUGACGAUAAAAAUACACCUGCUCAAAAUGGAGCGGCAACUGCUGCCCACCCUGAAAAUCCUGCUUCACCUGAUACAAUAAGUCCUAUAUCUGAUAGUGUGAAAAAUAACCCAGAUUCCAUAGCUGACGAUAAAAAUACACCUGCUCAAAAUGGAGCGGCAACUGUUGCCCACCCUGAAAAUCCUGCUUCACCUGAUACAAUAAAUUCCAUAGCUGACGAUAAAAAUACACCUGCUCAAAACGAAGCGGCAGCAGUUGCCCACCCUGAAAAUCCUGCUUCACCUGAUACAAUAAGUCCUGUAUCUGAUAGUGUGAAAAAUAAGCCAGAUUCCAUAGCUGACGAUAAAAAUACACCUGCUCAAAACGGAGCGGCAACUGCUGCCCACCCUGAAAAUCCUGCUUAA
Molecule: messenger RNA, 1335 nt
Organism: Parnassius apollo (apollo)
Lineage: Eukaryota; Metazoa; Arthropoda; Insecta; Lepidoptera; Papilionidae
Source: the annotation of a GenBank genome assembly